AUGGGAGCCAUCUGUAGUAGCUGUUGCGGCACAUCGCGCAAUACGGCCUACGAGCCACUCUUGCUCGACAACGAGCGCGAUGCUGUCGCAGACCUGUUGCAAUACCUCGAGAAUCGCAGCGAAACCAACUUCUUCACGGGCGACCCAUUGCGCUCCCUCUCCACCCUCUCCUUCAGCGACAAUGUCGACCUGCAACGCAGUGCUGCCCUCGCCUUCGCCGAGAUCACAGAAAAGGAGGUUCGCGAGGUAGGUCGCGACACAUUGGAGCCCAUCAUGUUCCUCCUUCAAUCCCACGACGUAGAAGUACAACGCGCAGCCAGCGCCGCCCUGGGCAACCUCGCCGUCAACUCGGAGAACAAGCUGCUCAUCGUCAAGCUUGGCGGCUUGGAACCCUUGAUUCGACAGAUGUUGAGCCCCAAUGUAGAGGUGCAGUGCAACGCUGUAGGCUGCAUCACCAACUUGGCGACACACGACGACAAUAAGACAAAGAUUGCAAAGUCGGGCGCACUCGUCCCUCUCACCCGCCUCGCCCGAUCAAAGGACAUGCGCGUACAACGAAACGCCACUGGCGCCUUGCUCAACAUGACGCACUCCGACGAGAAUCGACAACAACUCGUGAAUGCAGGUGCCAUCCCUGUCCUCGUCGGCCUCCUCGGAUCGAGCGACACAGACGUUCAGUACUACUGUACCACAGCGCUAAGCAACAUUGCCGUCGACGCAGCAAAUCGCCGCAAGCUCGCACAGGGGGAACCGCGACUUGUGCAGAACCUCAUCGGGCUCAUGGAGAGCAGCAGCUUGAAGGUGCAAUGCCAGGCCGCCCUCGCCUUGCGCAAUCUCGCGUCAGAUGAGAAGUAUCAGAUCGAGAUUGUGCGAUCCAAUGGGUUACCCCCUUUGCUCCGCCUGCUUAGGAGCUCCUUCCUCCCUCUCAUCCUGAGCGCGGCUGCUUGCGUGAGGAAUGUGAGCAUCCAUCCACUCAAUGAGAGCCCGAUCAUCGAUGCGGGUUUCUUGCACCCACUGAUCGACCUACUCUCACACGAGGACAACGAGGAGAUCCAAUGCCACUCCAUCUCGACACUUCGCAACCUCGCCGCCUCCUCCGAACGCAACAAGACGGCAAUAGUCGAAGCCGGAGCAGUAGAACGCAUAAAGGAUCUCGUCCUCUCCGUCCCCCUCUCCGUCCAAUCAGAAAUGACGGCCUGUCUCGCCGUCCUCGCCCUCAGCGAUGACCUAAAACCUCAACUCCUCGAAAUGGGAAUCUGCCACGUCUUGAUCCCCCUAACUGCCUCUCCCUCCGUGGAGGUGCAGGGCAAUUCGGCGGCCGCUUUGGGGAAUCUGAGCAGUAAGAGUGAGGACUAUACGGCUUUCAAUGAGGUUUGGGCUCAACCGGAGGGUGGGUUGGAGGGGUACUUGAGGCGUUUCUUGGAGAGUGGGGAUACGACUUUCCAGCACAUCGCAGUGUGGACCGUCGUACAGCUGCUGGAGAGUGGGGACGCUACGCUCGAGGGUCAUAUCAGGGCUAGUGAGCAGCUCCUCCCGCUUAUUAGGCAGUUGGGCGAGCAAGGGGGCGCCGCGAGUGGUGGAGCGGAUGGAGGUGAGGGGAGGAGUGAGACGAGUGGUGUCGGGGAAGGGGAGGGAGAGGGUUCUGAGGGAGGGGACGCAGAGGGGGAGAUUGAGAGUCUCGCCAAGAGGAUUAGUGAGUUGUUGGAGGCUUGAUGGCGCGUGGGCGAUCCGGCAAGGAGGAGGAAGGAGGGGAGGCGACGACUACAUUCACCCUUACUUUUCGUUUCGUUACGUUCGAGCCCGAGCCUACGAGUACGAGCCCGACUACGAGCCCGAGCCCUUACGAGCUUUGCUUUUCGAUAUGACAUCUUCCUUGAUAUCCACUGCGAUGCGAUCUGGCGUGGCCGUGGCCGAUCGCACAUGUCAGGCGAGGCGAGGCGAGAUUCGGGUCAUGUAUUGUGAGGCCAGCUAAACAGGUACAUAGCAUGGUCGGAUCUCUGCUCGCUUCGAUGUUACUCGUAGGUCAUUCGCCAUCUCUUGGCCCUCCUCGCCACUCUCUCCAAGGCUCGCAAGAUACGCUGGCCGGGCCGGGCGAGGCAGCCUAGGCUGGGCUGGGCUGGGCUGGGCCGUACCGUGCCAUGUCGUAGACGACCGUGCGGUACCGUCUAGCGCCCCUAUCGAAGCUCGACGACCGAUCACCCUCU
Messenger RNA from Jaminaea rosea, 2204 nucleotides. Its product is annotated as putative VAC8-vacuolar membrane protein required for the cytoplasm-to-vacuole targeting. The transcript has 3 exons. Gene Ontology annotation, biological process: nucleus-vacuole junction assembly; vacuole inheritance. Gene Ontology annotation, cellular component: fungal-type vacuole membrane. NCBI's taxonomy places the organism in Eukaryota, Fungi, Basidiomycota, Exobasidiomycetes, Microstromatales. The record is from RefSeq and is a predicted model, not a curated record. Gene Ontology annotation, molecular function: protein-membrane adaptor activity; protein binding. Bases 1 to 1713 code for a protein of 570 amino acids.